GCUGUCAGUCAUGUCCACACGGGACAGUGGCAGAGUGAAGCUCUGGGUGAGCAGACGCUGAAAGAGCAGCUCACGCUCUGUGAUCUUCUGUCCUCAGCAGGGAGAGGAGGCGUGCUUGUGCUAUCUGUGGUGGCUUUGGUCAGCUCCAGCUACAAAAAGAAAGGCUUCUGUGAGGAGAGUACCGGUCAACAUCAUCAAAACUACUUCCAGCUGGGACGGAAAGUACUGUGAACAGCUCCAUGGCGCUGAGCGUGAGUGUGUGUUGGCUGUUGGCUCUGAGCUGCCUGGCUGUUUCAGUGCGAGCCGAAUGCUCUAGGCAGUGCGCGCUCUGCAUCUACAGCCUGCUGGAGCAGCGAGUGGAGGGCAGCUCUGGGACCUGCACGCUGGAGUGUGGAGGCAGCAUGGACUCCAGGAAGCUGGAGCUGUGCCGGGACGUCCUGACUGAAGAGGAGCGAGUGAAUCUUGAUGGUCUAAAGCUGGAAGGAGAAAACGCAGAGCACCUCCUGGCUAAGAAAUACGGAGGCUUCAUGAAGCGUUAUGGAGGGUUCAUGAUGAAAAAGGCCGCCGAGGUCAGCGGGGUCACUGGCACAGCCGAGAGCGACAGGCCAGACGGGAUAUCGCCCGGCCCUAGUAAGAAAUACGGUGGGUUUAUGAAGAAAGAUGAUGCCCAAGAUGCAUCGGAGGAGCAGCUGGACCUCCUAAGGGAGAUCCUGAGGUCAGGAAUCAGGCCCGAUGAGGCUGGGAGGGACCUCCACAAACGCUACGGAGGCUUCAUGCGCAGGGUGGGCACACCGCAGUGGCCGGAUUAUCAGAAGCGUUAUGGGCUCUACAAACGCUGGGAGGACGGAGGGGAGACAGCAAUGCCCGACAAGAGAUAUGGAGGCUUCAUGGAUUAAGUUUGAGUUCAGAAAGGACACUCAUCACAGACGAAACCCAAAUAUGUGCAGAGCUUACCACUGUACUUCUUUGAUUUUAAUUUUAUUUUUAUACGCAUAUAUGCCAACAUCUUGUUUUGGUCUUUGCUAAUGUAUAUUUCUAUUUAAUAAGCCCUUUGUUUGUUUGCUAGUGUGUGUUUUUUUGGGCAAAUAGAGUUUAUUUCUACCCCUACUUGCAUUCUGUGUCUAUUUUUGUACAUAUAGAGAGAUCCCAGAGGCUUACAGAUGGUCACCGUUCAGAGGAUGCUUGCCUGACCCUACCUAGUAUUUAUAGAAUCAGAGUUUGCAGAAUAUUCAGUAGUACAGUGCUGCGUCGUUUUCUGGAGUUACCUCAUUAUGUGGUCCUAAUUUAUUUAUAUUCUUAGAUUCAUUUGUCGGUACAGGUGAUGGCCACUUUUCAGUUUCAACUGUUCUCUUGGAUAUACUUGUUGACGCUGAUGUUUAUUGCAUUUAGUUUCAACUGCUUUCACUCUGUUCAAAUCAAAGCAGCAUUUCUGGCCGAUUAACUGUACAGAAUACAAUAAAUUCAUCUGACUGCAGA
Molecule: messenger RNA, 1476 nt
Organism: Pygocentrus nattereri (red-bellied piranha)
Lineage: Eukaryota; Metazoa; Chordata; Actinopteri; Characiformes; Serrasalmidae
Gene: penka
Product: proenkephalin a
Exons: 4
Coding region: 240-896 (218 amino acids)
Biological process (GO): neuropeptide signaling pathway; chemical synaptic transmission; sensory perception
Cellular component (GO): plasma membrane; dendrite; axon terminus
Molecular function (GO): opioid receptor binding
Source: RefSeq, a predicted model, not a curated record